Messenger RNA from Musca domestica (house fly), 1479 nucleotides. RefSeq names its product zinc finger protein 780B-like. The transcript is spliced from 8 exons. The coding region runs from base 29 to 613 and encodes 194 amino acids. Lineage: Eukaryota; Metazoa; Arthropoda; Insecta; Diptera; Muscidae. The record is from RefSeq and is a predicted model, not a curated record.
GAAGAUAAAUUUGUGGCUGAAAAAAAGAAUGUCGGCUGAAACUAAUUUAAUGGGGAAUUCGAGAGGAGAACAUGGCGUCUCGUUGAAGGCUUACUCCGUGGAGGCAAGUGGCAUUUAUCAAGACAUCAAUAAUAAUAAAAUGGAGGUUCAUGAUGUUAAAGCUCAAAUUGAAUUGAAGUGGAAUUGUGAAAUGAAUUACAAUGUAAGUGGCAAUGGUAGUUGCCCGAGUGUGGGAUCAAACAAAGAUGAACUGGUGGUACAGAAAGACGUGAAUGCAGGGCCUGUAACAAAAUCUGAAAUUGCCAAACCUUUGCCAAAACUUAAGCCAUUUAAAUGCCGUUACUGCGAGGAUUCCUUUGAAUACCAUGAAGUGUUAAUAAAACACACCCAACAUGUUCAUCAACAACUAAUACCUUUCAAAUGUAAGAUGUGUAACUUCUACACUUGUUUCAUAGAAAGUCUGUGUAAACAUUACAAAAAAGUACACAAACAGAAGGAUUUGGAGAAUCGUUUGUACAGGACAAAGGAAUUACUGGCCAUAUCUGCUGAUGUUGAGAUACUUGAUGAGAUAACUCACAAAUGCAUUAAUUGUGAUUUUCAACUCAUACACUAAUUGAAAUGAAACAACAUCUCAAUAUGGAACAUGAUAUGGAGGAAGAUGAUAAAAAAAUGUUUAUAACUCUGUACAACUGUCCAUCAUGCUAUAGACAAUUUAUGGAAAAAACUUCGUUGAAAAUUCACUUUUCCUUGGCCCAUAACAGCCAAGAAACCGUACCCAAUAUGCCCAAUGAACAUUGUUGUGAAAAUUGUGGAAAAAUGUUUCAUCGCCGAUCCGGUUUGGCAGCCCAUGAACGUUGCUGUAAAUUAAACGAGCCCAUUUGUUGUACAUUUGUAAAUUAAAAUUUUACACUGUUCUCAAAUAUGAAACACAUCUGAAUUCCGUGCACUAUGUUGAUGUUCGACACGAAUGUGAAAUAUGUCACAAAGUUUUUAUGAAUGCUUCACAUUUGGCGGUACAUCGUCGACGACAUAAUCAGCGUUAUCAUCAGUGUCAUUUAUGUACGAAAAAUUACAUAAAUAAUGCUGAGCUACAGGUACAUUUGCAACGUAUACAUAACAAACUGCCGAGGAGGAAUGAAGGCGAGCAACAAAAAAUGACAAUUCCCAUGAAAUGUAAAUAUUGUCCAUAUACCACAAAUUCCAAAUUUGCCAUGGAGGUACAUCAAUACCGGCACACUGGGAAACAGUAUAAAUGUAAAAAAUGUUCGAAAAGUUAUGUCCUAAGAAGAGACAUAAAACUUCACUGCAAACAAUUGCAUGCUCUUGAUAUAACCGAUGAAGAAUUGACCUCGAUGUUGAAGGAUAAACAUGAUUAUGUCAGCCCUUUAGAUGUAUUCCCUAAGCGUAACAAUGACUUACAAAUUAAUCCUGUUAAUGACAUCGAUUUGGAAAGGGAAUUGAAGGAGUUCGACACAACAU